AUGCUGAGAGAAGAAAUCUCUUUGAUGUGCUUCAGAUUGUGCACCAUGCACAACUGCCCCGGAUUACUUGCGCCUUUGACGUCUUGUCGUCUUUUAGCCCUUGAUAAGAACCCUGGAGUGCGACCAAUCGGGGUUGGGGAAGUUCUCCGUAGACUUCUAGGAAAAUGUAUUGUCCACGCAUUCAAAGACCCGAUCAAGGAAGCCGCAGGAAACCUGCAAACAUGUGCCGGAUUCGAAGCUGGUGCAGAAGCUGCUAUUCAUGCUAUGAAAGAACUCUACGAGGAAGAGAACUCGGAAGCUGUGAUAAUGAUCGACGCCUCAAAUGCCUUCAACUCCAUGAACAGAGCAGUGGCUCUAAACAACAUACAAGUACUGUGCCCAACGAUUGCCACGUAUUUAAUAAACACAUACAGGCAGCCAUCGCGCUUAUUUGUGAUAGGAGGUGGGGAAUUAAAAUCAAGUGAAGGAACCACGCAAGGAGAUCCACUCGCGAUGCCUUGGUUCUCUAUCAACACGAGAAGACUAAUCAAUGUACUUGCCGAACAAACUGAGGUGAAGCAAGCAUGGCUGGCAGAUGACGCCACCGGAUGCGGAAGCAUUGCGAACUUAUGGAAGUGGUACGAGAAACUAAUUAAAGAAGGAAACAAAGACGAUUAUUUUGUUAACAAACUGAAAUGCUGGCUGGUAGUGAAAUCUGAGAGUCUGAGUGAAAAGGCAAAAGUGAUGUUUAAUGGAACAAAAAAUGUCACUACGGCCGGCAAAAGGCAUUUGGGUGCAGCACUUGGGACUCAAGAUUUCAAGACUGCUUACUGCAAAGAUAAAAUUGAAAUAUGGGCUAAGGAAUUGAACGUGUUGAGUGGGUUCGCCGUUUCACAACCACAUGCAGCAUUCUCUGCGUUUAGCAAAGGAUUUAAAUCAAAGUUUACAUACUACUUUCGGACUAUACCUGAAAUAGCUGAUAUGCUCGAACCAAUAGAAUGUGUUCUGGAGAACAAACUUAUUCCAGCGCUCUUCGGGUCUGAGUCCCCACUGGAGAACAAGAAAAGACCAAUUAUUGGGUUACCAGUAAGCAAAGGCGGUCUUGGUUUCGGAGCGCUAAAAGAAGAAGCAAGAUUUCAAAAUGAAAACUCAAAAAUCUUCUCAAAACCCCAUAAGCAAGCCAUCAUUGACCAGCUUUCGGAUACCACUCUCGAGUAUAGCGGCGGAAGAAAACAAAUAGCAACUCGGAAACGCGAAAGGGAGAAAGAAUUAGAAGAAGCAGUUUCACAAUCAUUUACCACCGAAGAAAAAAGGAAGUGGAAACAAAACACAGACAAGGGAGCUAGUACCUGGCUAACCGCCCUACCUCUAAAAAGCCAAGGAAUGAACCUCUCAAAAACCGAAUUUCGGGACUCGCUGAGAUUACGAUACAAUAUUCCCCUACAAAAUAUCCCCCGCAAUUGCCCUUGCGGAAAACCUUUUUCCGUUGACCAUGCCCUGUGCUGUAAAAAAGGUGGUUUCAUAUCCGCGAGGCAUGACAAACUUCGGAACCUUCUUGCAGGGUCGCUAACAAGGGUAUGCAUUAAUGUGGAAUUCGAACCACAACUGACAAAAAUUGAUAACGAAGUAUUCAGAUUACAAACCACAUCAACUGAAGAUGACGCGAGGCUAGACAUCAAAGCUAGAGACUUUUGGGAGACUGGACAGACUACGUUUUUUGACGUUCGGGUUACACAUGUUAACGCUCCCUCACAUGGCACCAAGGCUACAACUGAAAUCUUCAAAUCACAAGAAAACGAGAAAAAAAGAAAGUAUCUGGAAAGAAUUGUCGAGGUGGAGAACAGUUCCUUCACGCCGCUGGUCUUCGGCACUAACGGGGGAAUGGGAAUAGAAUGCAGCAUUUUUCUCAAACAAUUAGCUGUUAAACUUUCCCGGAACGAAGAUGGCAACUCUUAUUCAACCUGUAUCAACUAUCUGAGAACUCGAUUAUCAUUCUGUACAUUAAAAUCUGUUAUAAUAUGUAUUCGAGGUACCCGUACUCCAUUCAACAGUAGUUCAGUAUGCCAGGAAUCAUCAUUAGCGGAAGAUUUUCUGUUGAACUCAGCAGCUGCCGAUAUCGCCUCAUAA
Symsagittifera roscoffensis is the source of this 2106-nucleotide messenger RNA. RefSeq lists its product as uncharacterized. The coding region runs from base 1 to 2106 and encodes 701 amino acids. The record is from RefSeq and is a predicted model, not a curated record. Lineage: Eukaryota; Metazoa; Xenacoelomorpha; Acoela; Convolutidae. The transcript has a single exon.